Molecule: messenger RNA, 2655 nt
Organism: Arthroderma uncinatum
Lineage: Eukaryota; Fungi; Ascomycota; Eurotiomycetes; Onygenales; Arthrodermataceae
Exons: 5
Coding region: 1-2655 (884 amino acids)
Source: RefSeq, a predicted model, not a curated record
AUGACCAUCCAACGCGGACGGGGCUCUGGCCGCCGCUACCGCGCAUAUGACACUGGCCUCCCGAGAGGCCACUUCGCAAAAGUACGCGAGCAGUUCGCCCGGGCAGGACCGACAAAGAGGAAGCGAUCGGAAAACUCUACAAUCGGCAUACGGACGGUGAUGAACAAACUUGAACAGUAUUGCCCCAGGGAACACAACAAAACACCCAGGGAGUGGGUCGAGACGCUCGAGGCUCCCGACGCGAAGGCAUUCUUCAGCUGGCUGAGGCAGACCCACGGGUCAUCCAUCAAACGAGACUCUGUCCCGGGUAGCUACUGGCGCCGUAUUAUGAUGUUCCACCUGGAAGUUACGCAAAGAUCGGUAGACAGGGCGAUACAGGCCGACGUUGAUGCCUUUCUCAUCGAGCUGGUCAAGGAGUGGGGGCUCCUUCCGCCGAAGCAGAAGGAGACGGCGAACAAGAAGGUGGUAUAUACAGUUCUUGUCGCCAACUGGACCCGAUGCGAGAAAGUAUACCCCGAUGAGAGGCAGCGACUGCAGGUAUCGGCGGGAAUCCUACUUGGCUGCAUCACCUCGUCCCGCCUAGUGUCCCUCUUUGACACCCGCAAGGGGGAGUCGUCGGGGCAGACGCAAACGGCGGCCACUCUCUCCACACUAUCGAGGGUGGCGAGCCCGGAACACUCGGUCGAGAUACCGCCCACGUCCUCGAGGAAAAGUGCAGCCGGCCACCGCUCAAGAGUGGAAUCAUGGCUCGACGAAUGUGCACCCCAAGCCAAGCGGCGAGUAGUCGGUCCAGGAGCAAGCCUACCGGAGAGGGCCAGGAAGACGCUACCAGCACGGGCAGCGCGUGGCACAGUGCGUGCCAGCAUCCCCAACUCGGAUAUCGACCUUGAAAUGACGGAAUCCACCUCAAUUAGUGGCUCUGGAGACUCCGUCUUCAGUGAUUCCGCCUACAGCGGCUCCAGGGGCGAAGCCUUCAGUCUUACGGCCCCGAUCGACGAAGGGCCCGGGAUUCCCGUGGAAGACGGCCGUGGGCCCGUUAACCUUGCGCCCGACGGCUCCAAUGUUGCAGGGGAGGGCUUCGAUGUGGCAGACCUUAUUUCCGACGGCAGCGUUACUGAUGACGGCUAUAACGCGGGCCCGGAGGAGACGGGGGCCAUCGUGUGGAGACACAUCUCGUUCCACAUCAUCCGCGACCCCCGGCCCUGCCGACCAAACAUACCGAUUGCGAAGAUAGCGCUCCUUCACACCAAGGGCGAUGAUGGAACCUAUCACCCAGUAAAAAUAUUUACCAUAGUCCAUAACCCCGAGCCUCUCUUCGACCUCCUCGGACAGCUCUUCUCGAUGGCUUUUAAAGAUGAAGUCUUUGAAGUGGCGUUUAGGAAGCUAGAAGACAUCUACUGGCACGAGAUCCCUAACCACAGGCCUGGCAUGCAGCUAAAGAUGAAGAGGGAGAAACUGGACCUGCCAACGUUCCGUAACCCCGAACAGACAGAAAACGGAUACUGUACCUCAUCCAAGAUGGCGUUAAAGGCUACCACGUUCAGCCGCGACCUGAAGGGGCUUGGGUUCGCCGCCGGGUUGAAAUGCUCUUUCGGUCAAUACAGGAUUCGGCGUCUCGCAAUCAACGCCCUUAACGGAAAGGUGCACGAGACCGUUCGAAACCAGGUCACGGAUCACAUACAGAACACCACGGUAAAAUAUUACCUUGAUGAAGAGAUACGUGCGGACACAGAGGCUCUGAUUAUGGAAGUCCCAUCCAACAAAGAAGUGCGCGACGUAGCUCAAUCGAUGUUGCUGGAUGUCGACGUGACCGCGCCCACCAAACUUACCGACGAGAUGAGCCAAAGAAUUGCGGAGCAUCCGACAACCAGAAGCCUAGCCGAGAAGAAUCAGAAGCUAACCGAGAAGAUCAAGAGUGAAGGCUAUCCCACCGUCGAGGCGUCUAGGGGAAAGACGCGUCUGUAUCGGGAGAAGAUGGAGAUCCAAUCGAAGCUGAACUGUUGGAAGUUUAAAGCAAGGGCCCACCUUCUCAACCACGCCAGGAAGCGCCAUUUCCGCGACGCCGACACGGAGAGGUUCAACCGGCGGAUCCGCGGUGACGGUGAGGAGAGCCUUCCUCCCCCGCCGGAGCUCCAGAUCGCAGAACGGAGACAGAUCGCCGAGCUGACGUGCAAAAUCGGCGUCGAGCUGACGGAGGAAGAGCGGUUCGCGCGGACCCGCACCAGCAUCGAGCUCUGGAUGAAGCUGCAGGGUCGGAAGGAACCCCAGCGGAGAGGCCGCCCGAGGAAGCUGCCAACAUCCCAUUCCCCCCAAGACCCGGUUCCGGCUCCAACCCAGCCGGGGCCUGCCACGACUCCCGCGACGACAAUGGAAGAUGAGCCCCUCUCCCAGAAGCUGGAGUUAAACCCUCACCAGUGCCCAUUCUGCGCGGCCGACCCGCGCCUCCCGUCAGAAGCUCGCGACAAGAUCUGGAAACGCAACAAGCUGUGGGACCAUGUAGAAAAGACCGUUCAUAGGGAGGAGCUGCAGGCGUACUCGUCAGGGACGAAGCGUUGCAGCUUCUGCUGGACGCAUAGAAUAGCCGUCUUCCCUUCGAGCGUCAUGGCGUUCAAGCUCCAUACCCUCGAAACCCACAAAGUACCACUCCGGGGGUAG